ACCUGACAUAAUAUUGUCAAACGCUAGUGUUACAAAAUCUUUGAAAUCAACAGGAAUAAUGAAGAACGAUUCGACUUUUAUGCGAUCAACAGAAGACCAAGUAUCAGUUACAAAAGCGAUAGCAAGUGGGAGUACAGAUGUCCAGCCAACAAAAGCAACAACUAGCAUUAUAAAUGGAACAACGGCAAGAGUAUUUAACACAAACGAAGCAACAGUAACUCACCCGACACAGACAACUGUAUCAAAAACGCAUACACUUACAGCUACUAAAACAAUAGCAACACCUUUAUUAAAAACAAACAAAACCACACAUAUUCAGCCAAAGGAAACAACAGUAUUAAAAACAACUGGAAUUCCAUCUACUGAACUGACAGAAUCAAGCCAUAUGAAAUCAAACGAAACUACUACACAGUCGACAGAGACAGCUGCAGUAAAUACGAAUGGAACAACACGCGAUGUGUCUACAGAACCAACAGAUUUCAACAGAAAUAUAACUACAGCUAAUCAGUUGGCAGGAACAAUAAACAUCUUAACGGAUGAAACAACAGCAUCUUUGUCGACACAAAGAACAAACAUAUCAACAAAUGAAACAACAGCUACUAUGUCGACAGAAUUAACCAACAUCUUAAAGAAUGGUACUACAGCUACUAAAACGACAGAAACAACAAACUUUUUACCGAGUGAAACACAAGCUACUAUGACGACAGAAACAACACACAUCUUAACGAAGGGAACAACAACUACUGUGACAACAGAAACAACAAACAUCUUAACGAAUGCUACAACAGCUACUAUGCCGACAGAAACAACAAACUUCUUACCGAAUAAAACAACAACUACCAUGCCGACAAAUACAACAAAAUUCUUAACGAAUGAAAGAACAACUUUUAUGCCGAUAUAUACAACAAACAACUUAACGAAUAAAACAACAACUACAAUGCCGCCAGAAACAACAAACAUCUUAACGAAUGAAACAACAACUAACGUGACAACAGAAACAACAAACUUCCGGACGAAUAAAACAUCAACUACCUUGCAGACAGAUACAACAAACAUCUUAACGAAUGAAACAACAACUACCGUGACAACAGAAACAACAAACUUCCUGUCAAAUAAAACAUCAACUACUUCGCCGACAGAUACAACAAACAUCUUUACAAAUAAAACAAAAACAACUAUGCCGGCAGAUGCAACAAACUUCUUAACUACUAAAACAACAACUAGUAUGUCAACAGAUAACACAAACAUUUUUAACGAAUAA
Molecule: messenger RNA, 1261 nt
Organism: Ruditapes philippinarum (Manila clam)
Lineage: Eukaryota; Metazoa; Mollusca; Bivalvia; Venerida; Veneridae
Exons: 1
Coding region: 59-1261 (400 amino acids)
Source: RefSeq, a predicted model, not a curated record